Molecule: messenger RNA, 1234 nt
Organism: Striga asiatica
Lineage: Eukaryota; Viridiplantae; Streptophyta; Magnoliopsida; Lamiales; Orobanchaceae
Source: the annotation of a GenBank genome assembly
CACGUACCGGUGCUCGUUGCGAACCACAAAAUAUUUAUAUAAAUAAAAUUCAUUGAAAAUGACACAAAUCAAACAAUAAAGUUAUAAAUGAAUGAAACUAGUUUGCUCCCGCUUGAUAGAUCUUGCUCUCUCUGAGUCCUCCGAGCUCAGAGGUUAAGCGAAGAACACCAGCAGAUCUAGAUCCACUUCAAUCCUUUCGAUUUUCCCGCGUUUGGUUCCUUUUAAACUAUAAGACGAUGUCAAGAAGGCCUACAGCUGGUCGCCGCCUUGCAGACAGUGGGAGCAUUCCUUUUGUGAGUGCAUUGCACUCGAAAUCUCAUCCAUCUCCUCUUUUGUCAAUUGGCCUCUUUGUUGUGGGAGCCCUGCUGAUUGUUGGUUAUUUGUAUCAUGGCUCAGGUGGCAGGAGUGGCGACAUUGGCGCUUUAAAUAGACUCGAUGGUGGUGUUUCAUGUUCUCAAGAAGUUCAGAGAGUAAUACCUCUUCUAAAGAAAGCAUAUGGCGACAGCAUGAAUAAAGUGUUGCAUGUGGGCCCUGAAACCUGCUCGGCAGUCUCACAGCUAUUAAAAGAAGAGGAUACAGAAGCUUGGGGUGUGGAGCCGUAUGAGCUGGACGAACCUGAUAGCAACUGCAAGAGCCUUGUGCGCAAAGGCAUUGUGCGUGUGGCUGAUAUCAAGUUUCCUCUUCCUUACAGGCCUAGGUCUUUCUCACUCGUCAUAGUCUCGGAUGCAUUGGAUUACUUGUCGCCCAAGUAUCUCAACAAGACUGUUCCGGAGCUUGCCAGGGUGUCUGCUGAUGGCUUGGUUAUAUUAUCCGGUUACCCAGGUAAGCAGAGGGCGAAGGUGUCUGAGCUAUCCAAGUUUGGGCGCCCAGCUAAAUUCCGAAGCUCGUCUUGGUGGAUAAGAUUUUUCAUCCAGACCAGCUUAGAAGAAAAUGAAUCUGUUAUUAAGAAGUUUGAGCAGGCGGCAAAAAAGAAGUCCUACAAGUCGGACUGCCAAGUUUUCCACCUCAAACCAUUGCAUUGAUCGAUUGUUGGAUAAAUGGUCAUCUUUAGCUACGGUGUUUAACCUGUCAUCGUGGAAAUUGUAAUAAUUUUUUCGUUAUACAAGUUUGGGACACCUAAAUUAUUGAUCGCAGCAUUUUUUAUUUUUUUUCGGUCUUAAUUAGCAUCGAGCAAAAUGUAUCAUUGUUCUAUAUUGAUUUACUUUUGUGUAACAAGAAACAUUCUGCAAAAUUA